Messenger RNA from Erythranthe guttata (spotted monkey flower), 1754 nucleotides. RefSeq names its product aspartic proteinase CDR1. Gene Ontology annotation, cellular component: extracellular region. The record is from RefSeq and is a predicted model, not a curated record. NCBI's taxonomy places the organism in Eukaryota, Viridiplantae, Streptophyta, Magnoliopsida, Lamiales, Phrymaceae.
GGAAAACUAUAAUUAAAAAUUAAAAUAAAUUAAUAAAGAUUAAGUAGUAAUAAAAUCCAUCCUCUUAACAUAAUCUUUUAUAAUCUUCCGAAGUUUUAUUUUGAGUAUUAAUAUAAUUCAGUCACUAAAAAAAGUAAUUACUUGUAAUAAAUUUGUACUAAUAGAAGAUCUACCAAAUUUGAUUGUGAAAGGUUGAACAACUAAUGGACAAUGUACAUUACAUUAAUGUUAAAGCUAAUUCUGCAAAUUACAGAAACAAUAUACAAUUUUAAUUAAUUGUCUACAAAAUAUUCUACAAUAUUACGAAAAUUCUUUAAAAGUAAACACAAUUUCAAACAUGUUUUAAUUUAAUUUGCCUCUAUAAAUAAUAAUUUAAUCUUCAUCUCUAAACCACACCAUCCCAUCCUCUUACAAAAAUCAUUGCCAAAAAAACCAUGGUGUUCAAAUCAAUUUUCAUAGCCCUAAUUAUUUCCCUAAUUAUUUCCAUUUCUAAAUGUAAUCCAUCAUCAACUAAAGGGUUGACCGUUGACCUAAUCCACAGAGACUCUCCUCAAUCUCCUUACUACAAUCCUUCUUUAUCUCCUUAUCAACGUCUCGCAAAUGCGAUGCGAAGAUCGUUCGAUCGUGCCCGUCGAUUUAAAUUGGACCCCAUCUCGCCAAAAUCACCCGAAUCGGAUUUAAUCCUCUCAAACGGAGAGUACCUAAUGGAAUACUCUAUCGGCACACCGCCAAUCCCUUCGUUAGCAAUCGCUGACACGGGCAGUGACAUCACAUGGACGCAAUGCCAGCCGUGCACCGAAUGCUUCAAGCAAAAGUUACCCCUUUUCGACCCGAAAAAUUCCUCAACGUACAAAAAUAUCCCUUGCGAUACUAAAUACUGCAGUUCUUUCCGACGGACUUCUUGCAGCGACAAUAAUAAAAAUUGUAUUUAUUCCGCGGCUUACGGUGACGGCUCAUUCACAAAGGGCGACCUCGCCACCGAUACUAUUACAUUAGACUCUAGUGACGACGAUGGCAAAAGCGUCGUUUCUUUUCCCGAUAUUAAAUUUGGAUGUGGAUUUAAAAACGGUGGGAUAUUCGACGGGGGAGAAUCGGGAAUUGUCGGUCUUGGAGGUGGGCCCGCCUCGCUCGUUAAUCAAUUAGGUCAAGGGAAGUUCUCUUAUUGCUUGGUGUCACCAUCCGAUAAUAAUAAUAGUACUAAAUCGAGCUCGAGUAAAUUGAAUUUCGGUGCUAACGCGGACGUUUCGGGUAGUGGGGUGGCGACCACGCCCUUGGUCAAGAAAGUUCCGGAAACUUUCUACUAUUUGACGUUGGAAGGAAUUAGCGUCGGGAAUCAACGGCUGGAGUUCGGCGAUCCGACGGCUCGUGAAGACGGGAACAUUAUCAUCGACUCGGGGACGACGUUGACUUUUUUGCCGUUCGAAUUCUACUUGAGCUACAUGAACGCAAUCAAGAGCUAUAUUAAGUUGAAGCAGAUUGAGGACCCACAACAUGUGUUGACUUUGUGCUACCACUCGAAAACCGACAUAAAGAAUAUUCCUGAUGUGACAGUUCACUUUAGAGGGGCGGAUGUGAAGUUGAAGUACGAGAAUGUUUUUGUCAGGACGAGUGACGUGGCGGUGUGCUUGGCGGCUAGACCUGUGCCUGGGGCUGGCUAUUAUAUUUAUGGUAAUUUGGCACAAAUGGAUUUCCUUGUGGGGUAUGAUCUUGUGAAGAGAACGGUGUCGUUUAAGGCUGUUGAUUGUGGCAAAUGA